AAUGAGUAAUAGUGUUUGACCAGCUGUGGAUAAAGACCAGGCAGGCAAGAGGAAGCAGUGGGGUGCAGAGCGCAGGUCCUUAGAUGCUCAGACGGAAGUUGGGACAGUAUGCUUUUCCCCCAAAUCAUUUUGCAUCAGCUCUGACACCUCCAGCACUCGCAUCAGCUCCUCAACCAACAGCCCGGCUUUGCUCUUCCGUCUGUCACCGGAGACACGGUCUUCUUUGUGUAGGAGGAGGAGACGGAUUAGAGCCCACCGAUGCUGAAUAGACGCGUUGUGAGGGUGAGGAAUGCCCUGGUGCGAGAGUGCAUGGCCGAGUUCUUGGGGACUUUUGUCUUGAUGCUCUUUGGCUGCUCUGCUGCAGCUCAGGUGAAGACGAGCAGGGAAUCUAAAGGCCAGUUCCUGUCGGUCAACAUGGCCUUCUCUGUGGGUGUGAUGUCAGCUAUGUACCUCACCAAGGGCAUCACAGGCGCUCACCUGAACCCGGCGGUGACUCUGAGUUUCUGCGUGCUGGGCCAGGUGCCGUGGGGGAGGCUGGUGCCCUACUGCCUCAGCCAGGUGCUGGGGGCCUAUCUGGCAUCAGCCCUCGUCUUCCUGGUCUACUACGAUGCUAUAAUGGAGUUUAGUGGAGGAGUAUUGACUAUUUAUGGCCCAAACGAGACAGCGUCUAUAUUUGCCACGUAUCCGUCAGAGUACAUGACUUUAGGAAGAAGUUUCCUGGACCAGGUAGUGGGCACUGGCAUGCUGCUGUUGUGCAUCCUGGGAUUGGAUGAAAAGAGGAACACCCCGGCUCCUUCACAGCUGAUUCCUCCCAUAGUGGCAGUGAUCGUCCUGGGGAUCUCCAUGUCAAUGUCAGCCAACUGUGGUGGUGCAAUAAACCCUGCUCGGGACCUGGGACCUCGCCUCUUCUCUCUGACUGCGGGCUGGGGCACUGAGGUGUUCACGUGUUACAACUACUGGUUCUGGGUACCCUUGGUGGCCCCACUUGUGGGAGGUCUUAUGGGGACUUUCAUGUAUUUGGUCUUCAUCCACUGGCAUCUGCCUGACCCAGAUCCCUCAGAGAGCUUCUCCUCCAUCGGGGACAUCAUCAAGCAGCCCAGCAUCCAGCCGGACAACGGAGUGGAGUUAAAGGCUACUCACCUGUAAACGUUACUUUUGUUGAAAUAUCUCAUUAUCACAAAAACUGAAGGUAAAAGAAUUGGUUGUGAUUUAUAGUUGAGAUGGCAAAAUCUGAGCUUCUUCACUGUUAAGAAGGACAAACAUUCUGUAUGUGUCCUCCUCUGUUGAAGAAAAGACAAGAAUGUGUUAUCUAUUUACUCCAUGAGUAAGGCCAUAUUGAUAGUAUCGUAAUGAUGUUUACAUUGAUGUAUUGUUUAUAGUGUGGAUUUUUAAAUGAUAAGUACCUUUCAUGGACUAAAGAAUACCGUUAUGACUAAUGUUGAUUCAAUUAAACAAUACAAAUGAAUACAUAU
Messenger RNA from Pungitius pungitius (ninespine stickleback), 1472 nucleotides. RefSeq names its product aquaporin 10a (gene aqp10a). Gene Ontology annotation, biological process: glycerol transmembrane transport; water transport. The transcript has 6 exons. The record is from RefSeq and is a predicted model, not a curated record. Gene Ontology annotation, cellular component: basolateral plasma membrane; plasma membrane. Gene Ontology annotation, molecular function: glycerol channel activity; water channel activity; urea transmembrane transporter activity. NCBI's taxonomy places the organism in Eukaryota, Metazoa, Chordata, Actinopteri, Perciformes, Gasterosteidae. Bases 259 to 1146 code for a protein of 295 amino acids.